GCUACUCGCGCUAUGGUCGCACGGGACGCGUACAUCAUGUUUGGUGGAGAUGGAACCAUGGCCACUGGCUGGCCAUCUCGCGAGUUGUGGCUGAGCUUCAGCGAUGCUUGGGACGCCAACCUCAAGAUCAUCCAGAACUCUUGCCAGGUUGAAGGCUGGGGUGAGAACAACAGCGAUGCCGAGAUACAAGCCAUCAAGGACAGCAUCACUGGAGAGUCCAAAGCGUCAGGCAUUCCCAAGGAGUUCAUUCUUGCCAUCAUGAUGCAGGAGUCCAAGGGCUGUGUGCGAGCUCCCACCACCCGUUGGAGUCACGACAACCCUGGCCUGAUGCAGAGUGCUCAGGGCAAGGGAACUUGUAACCCUGACGGCAACCCGAUCAGCCCAUGCCCUGCGACUACCAUUCGUCUCAUGAUCCACGAUGGCACUGAUGGCGAUGGCCUUGAGACGACCUUGAUGCAGUGUUUAGAAGACACCGGAACCACUGAUGACAGCAAGUGGUACAAGGCCAGUCGUAUAUACAAUGCCGGCAGGAUCACUGACAACAACCUGGGCAUUGGUCCUACUCCAUGUUAUGCUUCUGACAUCGCCAACCGUCUCACA
This is a messenger RNA of Macroventuria anomochaeta, 600 nucleotides long. RefSeq lists its product as uncharacterized. The annotation marks the transcript as partial. Lineage: Eukaryota; Fungi; Ascomycota; Dothideomycetes; Pleosporales; Didymellaceae. The transcript has 3 exons. The record is from RefSeq and is a predicted model, not a curated record.